Messenger RNA from Ostrinia nubilalis (European corn borer), 2347 nucleotides. RefSeq names its product exonuclease 3'-5' domain-containing protein 2 (gene Exd2). NCBI's taxonomy places the organism in Eukaryota, Metazoa, Arthropoda, Insecta, Lepidoptera, Crambidae. Bases 167 to 1987 code for a protein of 606 amino acids. Gene Ontology annotation, biological process: nucleobase-containing compound metabolic process. The record is from RefSeq and is a predicted model, not a curated record. Gene Ontology annotation, cellular component: cytoplasm; nucleus. Gene Ontology annotation, molecular function: nucleic acid binding; 3'-5' exonuclease activity. The transcript has 11 exons.
UUGACACGUGGGAUUAUUUUGACUGGAUCCCAGCGUGAUAAAUUAUUUUAAUAAUUUAAUAUUUUCUUUGAUUUUGCACUUUGCAGUAAAACGCACAGAGCACGCACGUAGAAAUAUUUCAAAUGAUUCCUUAUUGUAAUAAUUAUAAUAUUUUUUUCAAUAAGUUAUGGAGUUUUCAAACUUAAAUGUUAGUCUAACCUCGGCAGCGGUUUUAUUGGGAUGUGCUGGUCUAACUUACUGGUUUUAUUACAAAAACAAGCUCCGCGAUGCAUCUAAUGCCUUCAAGUACUUGACUAUCAAAGUUGUGACUAAUGAAACAUUGUGCAAUGAAGUAAUACUUGAAUUAAAGAGGAGAUGCCAGUCUCAUCAUGCCAUAGGUUUUGACUGUGAGUGGGUGACAGAGCAUGGCAAGAGAAAUCCUGUGGCGCUGCUGCAACUCUCUUCGUUUGACGGAUACUGUGGUUUAAUACGUCUAAAUCAAUUAAAAUAUGUACCUGAGUCAUUGAAGGAACUUUUAGAAGACAAGACUAUUUACAAAGUGGGCUUGGCCCCUAGUGACGAUGCACGGUACCUCCACCAAGACUACGGCGUUGUAACAGAAGGCACUCUGGACUUAAGGCACAUAGCCCACUUGGUUGGGCACAAGGUCGGUGGGCUCGGGGCCUUAUCCCAGUCCUUACUGGGCGUUGUCUUGGACAAAAGUUGGAGGAUUAGAUGCAGUGACUGGGAGGCCGAGGAUCUCUCCACGAGGCAGGUCCGAUACGCGUCGGCCGACGCGCACGUCGCUAUCAAGAUGUUCGUCCGCCUCGUCAACGAUCUGAAUAAAAACAACCGUUGGUUGUCAACGAAGAGGAACGGAGAGAUUUGGGACAACCUCGACAAGUUCUGCUGGCAGUACUGCGAUAUACGUUUUAAGACGAAUAAGAUGGACAGACAAGGGAAAAAUGACUCUAACAAAGUAAAGCAGUUGAAGAAGAAAGAUAAAGAGUUGGUUUCGAGCAAGCGGUACCCGCACGCGGUGCGCUCCCGGCCGCUCUACCAUAAUUGCUUCCUGCAGGCGCCCGAUGGCGACCUACUGUGCACUUGUGACGACAGAAAAGCUAUGUGGUACGUCGAGAAACAGAUAGCAGACGUGGUUAAAGACGACCCAUUAACCGUCCGCCUUCGCUUCGAACCAUCUGGACGGGCUAACGGCAGCGUGGGCGCAUACUACAAGCUCACUAAAGAAAAUAAAUGUGUCGUCUGUGGCGCUGGUAACAUCUACAUUCGGAAGAACGUCGUGCCUAGAGAGUAUAGGAAAUAUUUCCCUGAAGUGAUGAAAGAACACUCCUCCCACGAUGUGGUCCCGUUAUGCGUGCCUUGCCACCAGCGAAGCAACAUCAGCGACCAGGCCGUGCGUGAGCGGUUAGCAGACAAGUGUAGCGCGCCGCUUGACGUCAAGCGGUCCGCCAAGUACGCAGAGGAUGUUACCUGCAAGUGCAACAUCAGCGACCAGGCCGUGCGCGAGCGGUUAGCAGACAAAUGUAGCGCGCCGCUUGACGUCAAGCGGUCCGCCAAGUACGCAGAGGAUGUUACCUGCAAAAAAAUAAGAUCAGCCGCCCGCGCGUUACUUCUCCAGUCCAAGAAACACGUGUUACCGGAAGAGAGACGCAAGAAAUUAGAGGCGGUGUUGCUAGAUCACUACAAGGAGCAUGCAAAAAUCACGGAGGAACUGCUUGCGGAGGCUUCGGAGAUCCAAGUUAUGUUCGAAAACUCCGAUUACGAGAGCCACGGGCAGAAGGUGGUGGAAUAUUUCGUGGCGCACGGAGGGCUCUUGCAGCUGGAACAGAUGUGGCGCGAGCACUUCCUGCAGACCAUGCGGCCGCAGCACAUGCCCGAGCUGUGGUCCGUCAGGCACAACGAGGAAAGAUUGCGUAUAAGGCUUAGCGAAGGGCGACUACCUAAAGAAGAUAUGAAAUUGAUCGGAAUCACAGGCUGGCUGACGUGAUUUGAUUUAUUAAUAUUAUUUGUGUAUUUAUUAAAUAAAUAGUUAUGUCUUUAUGAACAAUUCGAAUGAAAUGAAAAACUUUUACAUUAUGAUCAGCAAAAAAUAUGAAAAGUAAUAUUUUAUUUUUCAACAUGACUGUUUAACUGCAUUUUGUGAUCAAGACUGUAUCAAUGAAAACUAUUUUUUUACUGUCUAGAACGAUACGUAUUUUAAUUUUUAAAGGGUAAAACUCGCUUAAGCAAAGUGUAAAUGUAAAUCUCAUGUCUUGUUAAUAAUUAUUGUACAUAUCUAAAAUAGAACUAGUGGCCUGUGUUGACUGUAAUAUUCUUUGACUAAAUAAAAUAUUAGUUUACAUCUCAA